Molecule: messenger RNA, 8688 nt
Organism: Pan troglodytes (chimpanzee)
Lineage: Eukaryota; Metazoa; Chordata; Mammalia; Primates; Hominidae
Gene: SCN3A
Product: sodium voltage-gated channel alpha subunit 3
Exons: 29
Coding region: 664-6666 (2000 amino acids)
Biological process (GO): membrane depolarization during action potential; neuronal action potential; sodium ion transmembrane transport
Cellular component (GO): plasma membrane; voltage-gated sodium channel complex
Molecular function (GO): voltage-gated sodium channel activity
Source: RefSeq, a predicted model, not a curated record
UCAAAGCUGUUUUCUGAUAUAUGUUGGGUACCAUAGAGUGAAUCUCAGAACAGGAAGCGGAGGCAUAAGCAGAGAGGAUUCUGGAAAGGUCUCUUUGUUUUCUUAUCCACAGAGAAAGAAAGAAAAAAAAUUGUAACUAAUUUGUAAACCUCUGUGGUCAAAAAAAAAAAAAAAAAAAAAAAGGCUGAACAGCUGCAGAGGAAGACACGUUAUACCCUAACCAUCUUGGAUGCUGGGCUUUGUUAUGCUGUAAUUCAUAAGGCUCUGUUUUAUCAGAGAUUAUGGAGCAAGAAAACUGAAGCCAAGCAAAAUCAAGGUUUGACAGGGAUGAGAUACCUGUCAAGGAUUCAUAGUAGAGUGGCUUACUGGGAAAGGAGCAAAGAAUCUCUUCUAGGGAUAUUGUAAGAAUAAAUGACAUAAUUCACAGAAGGGACCUGGAGUUUUUCCGGAAAAAGGUUCUGUGACUAUCUAAGGGGAAAAGCUGAGAGUCUGGAACUAGCCUAUCUUCCGAGGACUUAGAGACAACAGCAUGGGAAUUUCAACGAGACGUUUUUACUUUCUUUUGACCAAGAUUCAAAUUCUUUAUUCCAGCCCUUGAUAAGUAAAUAAGAAGGUAAUUCGUAUGCAAGAAGCUACACGUAAUUAAAUGUGCAGGAUGAAAAGAUGGCACAGGCACUGUUGGUACCCCCGGGACCUGAAAGCUUCCGCCUUUUUACUAGAGAAUCUCUUGCUGCUAUCGAAAAACGUGCUGCAGAAGAGAAAGCCAAGAAGCCCAAAAAGGAACAAGAUAAUGAUGAUGAUAACAAACCAAAGCCAAAUAGUGACUUGGAAGCUGGAAAGAACCUUCCAUUUAUUUAUGGAGACAUUCCUCCAGAGAUGGUGUCAGAGCCCCUGGAGGACCUGGAUCCCUACUAUAUCAAUAAGAAAACUUUUAUAGUAAUGAAUAAAGGAAAGGCAAUUUUCCGAUUCAGUGCCACCUCUGCCUUGUAUAUUUUAACUCCACUAAACCCUGUUAGGAAAAUUGCUAUCAAGAUUUUGGUACAUUCUUUAUUCAGCAUGCUUAUCAUGUGCACUAUUUUGACCAACUGUGUAUUUAUGACCUUGAGCAACCCUCCUGACUGGACAAAGAAUGUAGAGUACACAUUCACUGGAAUCUAUACCUUUGAGUCACUUAUAAAAAUCUUGGCAAGAGGGUUUUGCUUAGAAGAUUUUACGUUUCUUCGUGAUCCAUGGAACUGGCUGGAUUUCAGUGUCAUUGUGAUGGCAUAUGUGACAGAGUUUGUGGACCUGGGCAAUGUCUCAGCAUUGAGAACAUUCAGAGUUCUCCGAGCACUGAAAACAAUUUCAGUCAUUCCAGGUUUAAAAACCAUUGUGGGGGCCCUGAUCCAGUCGGUAAAGAAGCUUUCUGAUGUGAUGAUCCUGACUGUGUUCUGUCUGAGCGUGUUUGCUCUCAUUGGGCUGCAGCUGUUCAUGGGCAAUCUGAGGAAUAAAUGUUUGCAGUGGCCCCCAAGCGAUUCUGCUUUUGAAACCAACACCACUUCCUACUUUAAUGGCACAAUGGAUUCAAAUGGGACAUUUGUUAAUGUAACAAUGAGCACAUUUAACUGGAAGGAUUACAUUGGAGAUGACAGUCACUUUUAUGUUUUGGAUGGGCAAAAAGACCCUUUACUCUGUGGAAAUGGCUCAGAUGCAGGCCAGUGUCCAGAAGGAUACAUCUGUGUGAAGGCUGGUCGAAACCCCAACUAUGGCUACACAAGCUUUGACACCUUUAGCUGGGCUUUCCUGUCUCUAUUUCGACUCAUGACUCAAGACUACUGGGAAAAUCUUUACCAGUUGACAUUACGUGCUGCUGGGAAAACAUACAUGAUAUUUUUUGUCCUGGUCAUUUUCUUGGGCUCAUUUUAUUUGGUGAAUUUGAUCCUGGCUGUGGUGGCCAUGGCCUAUGAGGAGCAGAAUCAGGCCACCUUGGAAGAAGCAGAACAAAAAGAGGCCGAAUUUCAGCAGAUGCUCGAACAGCUUAAAAAGCAACAGGAAGAAGCUCAGGCAGUUGCGGCAGCAUCAGCUGCUUCAAGAGAUUUCAGUGGAAUAGGUGGGUUAGGAGAGUUGUUGGAAAGUUCUUCAGAAGCAUCAAAGUUGAGUUCCAAAAGUGCUAAAGAAUGGAGGAACCGAAGGAAGAAAAGAAGACAGAGAGAGCACCUUGAAGGAAACAACAAAGGAGAGAGAGACAGCUUUCCCAAAUCCGAAUCUGAAGACAGUGUCAAAAGAAGCAGCUUCCUUUUCUCCAUGGAUGGAAACAGACUGACCAGUGACAAAAAAUUCUGCUCCCCUCAUCAGUCUCUCUUGAGUAUCCGUGGCUCCCUGUUUUCCCCAAGACGCAAUAGCAAAACAAGCAUUUUCAGUUUCAGAGGUCGGGCAAAGGAUGUUGGAUCUGAAAAUGACUUUGCUGAUGAUGAACACAGCACAUUUGAAGACAGCGAAAGCAGGAGAGACUCACUGUUUGUGCCGCACAGACAUGGAGAGCGACGCAACAGUAACGUUAGUCAGGCCAGUAUGUCAUCCAGGAUGGUGCCAGGGCUUCCAGCAAAUGGGAAGAUGCACAGCACUGUGGAUUGCAAUGGUGUGGUUUCCUUGGUGGGUGGACCUUCAGCUCUAACGUCACCUACUGGACAACUUCCCCCAGAGGGCACCACCACUGAAACGGAAGUCAGAAAGAGAAGGUUAAGCUCUUACCAGAUUUCAAUGGAGAUGCUGGAGGAUUCCUCUGGAAGGCAAAGAGCCGUGAGCAUAGCCAGCAUUCUGACCAACACAAUGGAAGAACUUGAAGAAUCUAGACAGAAAUGUCCGCCAUGCUGGUAUAGAUUUGCCAAUGUGUUCUUGAUCUGGGACUGCUGUGAUGCAUGGUUAAAAGUAAAACAUCUUGUGAAUUUAAUUGUUAUGGAUCCAUUUGUUGAUCUUGCCAUCACUAUUUGCAUUGUCUUAAAUACCCUCUUUAUGGCCAUGGAGCACUACCCCAUGACUGAGCAAUUCAGUAGUGUGUUGACUGUAGGAAACCUGGUCUUUACUGGGAUUUUCACAGCAGAAAUGGUUCUCAAGAUCAUUGCCAUGGAUCCUUAUUACUAUUUCCAAGAGGGCUGGAAUAUCUUUGAUGGAAUUAUUGUCAGCCUCAGUUUAAUGGAGCUUGGUCUGUCAAAUGUGGAGGGAUUGUCUGUACUGCGAUCAUUCAGACUGCUUAGAGUUUUCAAGUUGGCAAAAUCCUGGCCCACACUAAAUAUGCUAAUUAAGAUCAUUGGCAAUUCUGUGGGGGCUCUAGGAAACCUCACCUUGGUGUUGGCCAUCAUCGUCUUCAUUUUUGCUGUGGUCGGCAUGCAGCUCUUUGGUAAGAGCUACAAAGAAUGUGUCUGCAAGAUCAAUGAUGACUGUACGCUCCCACGGUGGCACAUGAACGACUUCUUCCACUCCUUCCUGAUUGUGUUCCGCGUGCUGUGUGGAGAGUGGAUAGAGACCAUGUGGGACUGUAUGGAGGUCGCUGGCCAAACCAUGUGCCUUAUUGUUUUCAUGUUGGUCAUGGUCAUUGGAAACCUUGUGGUUCUGAACCUCUUUCUGGCCUUAUUGUUGAGUUCAUUUAGCUCAGACAACCUUGCUGCUACUGAUGAUGACAAUGAAAUGAAUAAUCUGCAGAUUGCAGUAGGAAGAAUGCAAAAGGGAAUUGAUUAUGUGAAAAAUAAGAUGCGGGAGUGUUUCCAAAAAGCCUUUUUUAGAAAGCCAAAAGUUAUAGAAAUCCAUGAAGGCAAUAAGAUAGACAGCUGCAUGUCCAAUAAUACUGGAAUUGAAAUAAGCAAAGAGCUUAAUUAUCUUAGAGAUGGGAAUGGAACCACCAGUGGUGUAGGUACCGGAAGCAGUGUUGAAAAAUACGUAAUCGAUGAAAAUGAUUAUAUGUCAUUCAUAAACAACCCCAGCCUCACCGUCACAGUGCCAAUUGCUGUUGGAGAGUCUGACUUUGAAAACUUAAAUACUGAAGAGUUCAGCAGUGAGUCAGAACUAGAAGAAAGCAAAGAGAAAUUAAAUGCAACCAGCUCAUCUGAAGGAAGCACAGUUGAUGUUGUUCUACCCCGAGAAGGUGAACAAGCUGAAACUGAACCCGAAGAAGACCUUAAACCGGAAGCUUGUUUUACUGAAGGAUGUAUUAAAAAGUUUCCAUUCUGUCAAGUAAGUACAGAAGAAGGCAAAGGGAAGAUCUGGUGGAAUCUUCGAAAAACCUGCUACAGCAUUGUUGAGCACAACUGGUUUGAGACUUUCAUUGUGUUCAUGAUCCUUCUCAGUAGUGGUGCAUUGGCCUUUGAAGAUAUAUACAUUGAACAGCGAAAGACUAUCAAAACCAUGCUAGAAUAUGCUGACAAAGUCUUUACCUAUAUAUUCAUUCUGGAAAUGCUUCUCAAAUGGGUUGCUUAUGGAUUUCAAACAUAUUUCACUAAUGCCUGGUGCUGGCUAGAUUUCUUGAUCGUUGAUGUUUCUUUGGUUAGCCUGGUAGCCAAUGCUCUUGGCUACUCAGAACUCGGUGCCAUCAAAUCAUUACGGACAUUAAGAGCUUUAAGACCUCUAAGAGCCUUAUCCCGGUUUGAAGGCAUGAGGGUGGUUGUGAAUGCUCUUGUUGGAGCAAUUCCCUCUAUCAUGAAUGUGCUGUUGGUCUGUCUCAUCUUCUGGCUGAUCUUUAGCAUCAUGGGUGUGAAUUUGUUUGCUGGCAAGUUCUACCACUGUGUUAACAUGACAACGGGUAACAUGUUUGACGUUAGUGAUGUUAACAAUUUGAGUGACUGUCAGGCUCUUGGCAAGCAAGCUCGGUGGAAAAACGUGAAAGUAAACUUUGAUAAUGUUGGCGCUGGCUAUCUUGCACUGCUUCAAGUGGCCACAUUUAAAGGCUGGAUGGAUAUUAUGUAUGCAGCUGUUGAUUCACGAGAUGUUAAACUUCAGCCUGUAUAUGAAGAAAAUCUGUACAUGUAUUUAUAUUUUGUCAUCUUUAUCAUCUUUGGGUCAUUCUUCACUCUGAAUCUAUUCAUUGGUGUCAUCAUAGAUAACUUCAACCAGCAGAAAAAGAAGUUUGGAGGUCAAGACAUCUUUAUGACAGAGGAACAGAAAAAAUAUUACAAUGCAAUGAAGAAACUUGGAUCCAAGAAACCUCAGAAACCCAUACCUCGCCCAGCAAACAAAUUCCAAGGAAUGGUCUUUGAUUUUGUAACCAGACAAGUCUUUGAUAUCAGCAUCAUGAUCCUCAUCUGCCUCAACAUGGUCACCAUGAUGGUGGAAACGGAUGACCAGGGCAAAUACAUGACCCUAGUUUUGUCCCGGAUCAACCUAGUGUUCAUUGUUCUGUUCACUGGAGAAUUUGUGCUGAAGCUCGUCUCCCUCAGACACUACUACUUCACUAUAGGCUGGAACAUCUUUGAUUUUGUGGUGGUGAUUCUCUCCAUUGUAGGUAUGUUUCUGGCUGAGAUGAUAGAAAAGUAUUUUGUGUCCCCUACCUUGUUCCGAGUGAUCCGUCUUGCCAGGAUUGGCCGAAUCCUACGUCUGAUCAAAGGAGCAAAGGGGAUCCGCACGCUGCUCUUUGCUUUGAUGAUGUCCCUUCCUGCGUUGUUUAACAUCGGCCUCCUGCUCUUCCUGGUCAUGUUUAUCUAUGCCAUCUUUGGGAUGUCCAACUUUGCCUAUGUUAAAAAGGAAGCUGGAAUUGAUGACAUGUUCAACUUUGAGACCUUUGGCAACAGCAUGAUCUGCUUGUUCCAAAUUACAACCUCUGCUGGCUGGGAUGGAUUGCUAGCACCUAUUCUUAAUAGUGCACCACCCGACUGUGACCCUGACACAAUUCACCCUGGCAGCUCAGUUAAGGGAGACUGUGGGAACCCAUCUGUUGGGAUUUUCUUUUUUGUCAGUUACAUCAUCAUAUCCUUCCUGGUUGUGGUGAACAUGUACAUCGCGGUCAUCCUGGAGAACUUCAGUGUUGCUACUGAAGAAAGUGCAGAGCCCCUGAGUGAGGAUGACUUUGAGAUGUUCUAUGAGGUUUGGGAAAAGUUUGAUCCCGAUGCGACCCAGUUUAUAGAGUUCUCUAAACUCUCUGAUUUUGCAGCUGCCCUGGAUCCUCCUCUUCUCAUAGCAAAACCCAACAAAGUCCAGCUUAUUGCCAUGGAUCUGCCCAUGGUCAGUGGUGACCGGAUCCACUGUCUUGAUAUUUUAUUUGCCUUUACAAAGCGUGUUUUGGGUGAGAGUGGAGAGAUGGAUGCCCUUCGAAUACAGAUGGAAGACAGGUUUAUGGCAUCAAACCCCUCCAAAGUCUCUUAUGAGCCUAUUACAACCACUUUGAAACGUAAACAAGAGGAGGUGUCUGCCGCUAUCAUUCAGCGUAAUUUCAGAUGUUAUCUUUUAAAGCAAAGGUUAAAAAAUAUAUCAAGUAACUAUAACAAAGAGGCAAUUAAAGGGAGGAUUGACUUACCUAUAAAACAAGACAUGAUUAUUGACAAACUAAAUGGGAACUCCACUCCAGAAAAAACAGAUGGGAGUUCCUCUACCACCUCUCCUCCUUCCUAUGAUAGUGUAACAAAACCAGACAAGGAAAAGUUUGAGAAAGACAAACCAGAAAAAGAAAGCAAAGGAAAAGAGGUCAGAGAAAAUCAAAAGUAAAAAGAAACAAAGAAUUAUCUUUGUGAUCAAUUGUUUACAGCCUAUGAAGGUAAAGUAUAUGUGUCAACUGGACUUCAAGAGGAGGUCCAUGCCAAACUGACUGUUUUAACAAAUACUCAUAGUCAGUGCCUAUACAAGACAGUGACCUCUCUGUCACUGCAACUCUGUGAGACAGGGUAUCAACAUUGACAAGAGGUUGCUGUUUUUAUUACCAGCUGACACUGCUGAGGAGAAACCCAAUGGCUACCUAGACUAUAGGGAUAGUUGUGCAAAGUGAUCAUUGUAACUACACCAAACACCUUUAGUACAGUCCUUGCAUCCAUUCUAUUUUUAACAUCCAUAUCUGCCAUAUUUUUACAAAAUUUGUUCUAGUGCAUUUCCAUGGUCCCCAAUUCAUAGUUUAUUCAUAAUGCUAUGUCACUAUUUUUGUAAAUGAGGUUUACGUUGAAGAAACAGUAUACAAGAACCCUGUGGUCCUACUCUACAAGUCUCUCAAAUGAUCAGACAAAGGUGUUUUGCCAGAGAGAUAAAAUUUUUGCUCAAAACCAGAAAAAGAAUUGUAAUGGCUACAGUUUCAGUUACUUCCACUUUCUAGAUGGCUUUAAUUUUGAAAGUAUUUUAGUCUGUUAUGUUUGUUUCUAUCUGAACAGUUAUGUGCCUGUAAAGUCUCCUCUAAUAUUUAAAGGAUUAUUUUUAUGCAAAGUAUUCUGUUUCAGCAAGUGCAAAUUUUAUUCUAAGUUUCAGAGCUCUAUAUUUAAUUUAGGUCAAAUGCUUUCCAAAAAGUAAUCUAAUAAAUCCAUUCUAGAAAAAUAUAUCUAAAGUAUUGCUUUAGAAUAGUUGUUCCACUUUCUGCUGCAGUAUUGCUUUGCCAUCUUCUGCUCUCAGCAAAGCUGAUAGUCUAUGUCAAUUAAAUACCCUAUGUUAUGUAAAUAGUUAUUUUAUCCUGUGGUGCAUGUUUGGGCAAAUAUAUAUAUAGCCUGAUAAACAACUUCUAUUAAAUCAAAUAUGUACCACAGUGUAUGUGUCUUUUGCAAGCUUCCAACAGGGAUGUAUCCUGUAUCAUUCAUUAAACAUAUUUUAAAGGCUAUCACUAAUGCAUGUUAAUAUUGCCUAUGCUGCUCUAUUUUACUCAAUCCAUUCUUCACAAGUCUUGGUUAAAGAAUGUCACAUAUUGGUGAUAGAAUGAAUUCAACCUGCUCUGUCCAUUAUGUCAAGCAGAAUAAUUUGAAGCUAUUUACAAACACCUUUACUUCUGCACUUUUAAUUCAACAUGAGUAUCAUAUGGUAUCUCUCUAGAUUUCAAGGAAACACACUGGAUACUGCCUACUGACAAAACCUAUUCUUCAUAUUUUGCUAAAAAUAUGUCUAAAACUUGUUUAAAUAUAAAUAAUGUAAAAAUAUAAUCAACUUUAUUUGUCAGCAUUUUGUACAUAAGAAAAUUAUUUUCAGGUUGAUGACAUCACAAUUUAUUUUACUUUAUGCUUUUGCUUUUGAUUUUUAAUCACAAUUCCAAACUUUUGAAUCCAUAAGAUUUUUCAAUGGAUAAUUUCCUAAAAUAAAAGUUAGAUAAUGGGUUUUAUGGAUUUCUUUGUUAUAAUAUAUUUUCUACCAUUCCAAUAGGAGAUACAUUGGUCAAACACUCAAACCUAGAUCAUUUUCUACCAACUAUGGUUGCCUCAAUAUAACCUUUUAUUCAUAGAAGUUUUUUUUUAUUCAACUUUUGUAGUAUUUACGUAUGCAGACUAGUCUUAUUUUUUUAAUUCCUGCUGCACUAAAGCUAUUACAAAUAUAACAUGGACUUUGUUCUUUUUAGCCAUGAACAAAGUGGCAAAGUUGUGCAAUUAUCUAACAUGAUAUAAAUUUUUGUUUUUUGCACAAACCAAAAGUUUAAUGUUAAUUCUUUUUACAAAACUAUUUACUGUAGUGUAUUGAAGAACUGCAUGCAGGGAAUUGCUAUUGCUAAAAAGAAUGGUGAGCUACGUCAUUAUUGAGCCAAAAGAAUAAAUUUCAUUUUUUAUUGCA